Protopolystoma xenopodis is the source of this 651-nucleotide messenger RNA. Lineage: Eukaryota; Metazoa; Platyhelminthes; Monogenea; Polystomatidea; Polystomatidae. The record is from the annotation of a GenBank genome assembly.
AUGCUCGAUAUCAAUGCUAAAGCCGGCGACAUAUCCUUGGCUGAUGACGUUUGUCGUACAAAAUCAUCACCUGAAUCAUCCUCGAGUUCAGGUUCCUUGUCUGCUCCUUCCUCCGAUCAUACCUCUUCCACCGGUUCCGCUGUAGUCUCCAAUGCUCCGAGUGAAAUCAUCACAUCUUCCUCAUCUAUCAUUAGCUCUACAAUUGAAAAUCUCUCACCAACCACACCAGCCCCUCCCCUUCACUCAAUGUUGACCUUUGCUCGCUCGCCUAUUACCGCCUCCUCGACCUUACCAGAAAGCCGAUUGACAAGUCCUCCAAUAUCCUUCCUUUCUCCUAGUCCCUUUGCUUUUGAGAAUCAGGUCGCUCAAGUUGGAACUAGGAUUGACGGUGUCUGGUCUCAAUCCGUAAAUGGAUUACCUUCAAUAUGGCUUUGCUAUCCUAUCUAUAACAGUGGCCCAGUAAGUACCUGCAUCAUAGUUGCUUCGUUAAUCCCCUUCAUGCCUCCACCUCACCAAGUCCAAGCUUCCACAACGCUUCCACUUUCUUCUCAGCAGCCCCGCACGUCAUCUCAAACUUCUUCAGAGCUCAAUGCUUCUUCUCUACAACAACCAUUGAGCUUCCUCGACUGGCUCACCCAGAGCACGUCCUAA